GAAGAACUGUCUUUACUUUCUAGUUUCAGGAAGGCUGUAAUACUGAAGAAAAACAAAAUGAUUGUUUAAUAAUUAACUUAAACAGCAGAUUAUCUGAUAUGUAGAAGGGCAAAGGCAAAAGUCUUACUGUUUUCCUGGUAGGACCGCCAGUGUUGACAUCCAGUUUUAUUUCAACUCUUCAAAAGUGUGUUAAGUCUUUCAGACAAAAGCAGACCCGAAAAAAUGACAAGUGUUUCAAGAACUACGAUCAAACUCAACGAUGGUCGGCUGAUGCCAAUUCUGGGUCUUGGAACAUGGAAGACUUCAUCAUCACAAGUAUUUCAAGCAGCGGUGGAGACAGCUAUUGCUGCUGGAUAUCGACAUUUGGACGCAGCAUACUGUUACAGGAAUGAGAAGGAAGUAGGGGCAGCCAUAAGGGCCAAAAUUCAACAAGGGGUCAUCAAAAGAGAGGACAUGUUUAUUGUUAGCAAGUUAUGGUGCACAUAUAACGCCCCAGAAGAUGUGCCUUUAUGUCUAAGUAAAACCCUAAAUGAUCUUCAACUAGACUAUGUGGACCUCUACCUCAUCCAUUUCCCUGUUGCUUUACGGAGGAUAGAUGAUGAGGUCUUUCCUAUGAAGGAUGGCAAAGUCCUUACUAAAGACACAGACUACCUUGACACGUGGAAGGCAAUGGAAUCUCUUGUGUCUAAAGGCCUUGUAAAAAGCAUUGGAGUCUCCAACUUUAACAUCCUUCAACUGGAGAGGUUGCUCUCUGUUGCUAGAAUACCACCAGCUGUCAAUCAGGUUGAACUACAUCCUUAUCUGACCCAGACUGACCUUGUGAAAUUCUGCCAAUCCAAAAGCAUUGCUCUGACGGCAUAUAGCCCCUUUGGAUCCCCAGGGAGGCCUCCACAAAAUCAUAUGGGUGAUAAGGAUCCAGAGAAAUUACUAGAGGAUCCUGUUGUUGCUGCCAUAGCAACUAAACACCAGAGAAGCUCAGCACAGAUCUUAUUGAGAUAUCAUGUGCAACAAGGGAUUGCUGUAAUUCCAAAAAGUGUGAGACCCAAUCACAUUCUGGAGAAUACCAAGAUUUUUGAUUUUUCUUUGGAUGAAAAAGAUAUGAAGUCCUUGCAGAGUCUGAACAGAGGCUGGCGGGCUUGUAGUAUUGAAGGGGUCAAGUCACACCCCUACUUUCCUUUUUAAAGAGGUCCCACACAGUGCCAUGAAGAUCACCAUUGAGGAUGAGGACUCCAGUAAAUGAGUGGUUCAUCUUCAAAAAUAAUUCAUAAACUCCAUACAGAUGAUUUGUUUCUGUGGAAAUGCACGGGAGAAACAAUACCAGUAUAAUUUAUAUGGAUUUAAUUACUUUUUUUUUUGGUUUCUGUUUUCAUUGGUUAUAAAAAAUGUGUCCUAAUAACUGAUAAAUCCAAACUUGAAUGUUUCAAUGUGUUUCACUUGCAGCAUUAAUAGACUGUUCCUAAAAUCCUGUAUACUGUAGGUCUCCUAUGUUGAACAAGUAUUCAGCAAAAUGUAUUUGUGCAGCUAACAAAAUUAUUGCAUAAAUCUUAUCUGUUGUGCA
Messenger RNA from Acipenser ruthenus (sterlet), 1558 nucleotides. RefSeq lists its product as uncharacterized. NCBI's taxonomy places the organism in Eukaryota, Metazoa, Chordata, Actinopteri, Acipenseriformes, Acipenseridae. Gene Ontology annotation, cellular component: cytosol. Gene Ontology annotation, molecular function: aldose reductase (NADPH) activity. Bases 223 to 1182 code for a protein of 319 amino acids. The transcript has 10 exons. The record is from RefSeq and is a predicted model, not a curated record.